This is a messenger RNA of Paramecium tetraurelia, 1317 nucleotides long. RefSeq lists its product as uncharacterized. The record is from RefSeq and is a predicted model, not a curated record. The transcript is spliced from 2 exons. NCBI's taxonomy places the organism in Eukaryota, Ciliophora, Oligohymenophorea, Peniculida, Parameciidae.
AUGUUUAUUUUAUUGCAUCUUUUUCUUUAAUGUCUCGGAUAAACCUAAACCUUUUUGAAUUUAGAAAUAGGCAUACAUAUUUUAUAAACAUUUCAGAGAGGUCCAAAACCAAACCACAAAAUAGUAGUAAAAUUAGAAUAAGCAAUUUUCGAUUCAACAUAACUAUUGAUAUGUGAUUCAGAAAUUACUCUUCUAAAAGAAAACUGUAUUUACGAUGUAAAUUCUUAUGACCUGAAAAGAAAUACUUAAAUCAUAUAGCUAGUACAUGGCUUCAAAGUAGAAAAGUACCAAAUGCAGUUAUUAUCUAUGAAAUAAUUUAAUGAGUUCCCAUAGGUAAUAGGAACCUACUCUAAAUCUAUAUCAAACUUCUCCAUAACAAUAACUACACUAGAUAUAUCCGAAUGUGCCUCGUAAUGCUAAAAUGAAGGGAUCUGUAAAGACGGAAUGUGCGAAUGUGUGCAAGGAUAUUUUGGCGCAGAUUGUAGUAUUGUUGCUCUUGAUAUCACUCAUGAAUCUCGAUAUCAUAAGAAUGGAUUCUACUAUUUUAAUAUAAAAGGAUGUGACUAAAAUUCUUGUUCUCUAAGUAUAAAUUUUACUCAAGUGGGCACAUAUCGACAAACAUGUUAUGCUGAGGAUUGGUAUUUAUUAUAGUAAAAUAUGAUUGAAAAAAGAGAGAUUAAAAUUUCAGAUGUCCAGUCAUGUUUAUCAAAUAUCAAUAAUUAAAAAUUGAGUCCUUAACAAUUUUCUUACUAUAUUUUUUAUUUUGAAACAGAAUGUGAAAAUUCAUAAGAACCAAACAUUUAGAAUACUAAAAUUAUAUUAAUAAUUGUUAUAACAACUGUUGGAGGAUCCAUAAGUUUAUGUUGUUGUAUCAUUUGCUAUUACUACUUUUUCAGGAGGCAGAAAGAAGAACACUAGAUACUUCCUACAAUCUCAUUAUAUCCAAAAACUGAUAUAUAAAGGUACUUACCUAAACAACUAUAUAAAACAUUAAUAAAUUAAUAUCCAGGUUUGGCAAAUACAGAUGAAUGCCUGAUUUGUCUUGAUAAAAUUAAGGAGCAAGAUUAAGUUAGAUUGACUUAUUGCACUCACAUCUUUCAUGUGUAAUGUCUUGAUAAUUGGUUGGAGAAGAAUAGGAUAUGUCCAGCAUGCAGAUCUGAAUUAGAUGAAGUGACUUUGAUAAAAAUAGCUAAACUAAGGAAAAAUGAUUCGUUAAUGUUUGAAAACAAAGCCAGUCGCUUGUAUGGUGAUAUGGGUACACCCAACUUGACAAUGACUCCUUAACUUCGAUCGGUUGAAAUCACUCAUAGACAUUGA